Molecule: messenger RNA, 3927 nt
Organism: Nerophis lumbriciformis (worm pipefish)
Lineage: Eukaryota; Metazoa; Chordata; Actinopteri; Syngnathiformes; Syngnathidae
Source: RefSeq, a predicted model, not a curated record
AUGCCAUCUAAAAGUGCAAAGAGCUCCACCGCCGCCUCCUCCAAGUCAGCAGGAAAGGGGUCGCAGCCUCGGGAUGACUCCAGCUCCGAGGACGAGCUGGACGUAGCCCCCCGAGGAAGCGGCUCCAAUGGCCAAGGGAAGGAGGCACCACCGCCGCCGACAACUGCCUCUGCCACAGAUCCGCCUGCCGGGGAGGCUGCCGAGGCGGUUGAUAGUCGUCCUUUGGAGGAGAUUCUCGGUAGCAUCCCUCCACCCCCGCCCCCAGCCAUGACCAAUGAGCCGGGCGCUCCUCGCCUCAUGAUAACGCAUUUAGUCAAUCGCAACUUCAAGUCGUACGCUGGGGAGCAGAUUCUGGGGCCCUUUCACAAGCGCUUUUCCUGCAUUAUUGGUCCAAAUGGAAGUGGCAAGUCCAAUGUGAUCGACUCCAUGCUAUUUGUGUUUGGAUACAGAGCUCAAAAGAUCCGAUCGAAAAAGCUGUCGGUGCUUAUCCACAGUUCUGAUCAGCACAAAGAUGUGCAAAGCUGUACUGUGGAAGUGCAUUUUCAAAAGAUUAUUGAUAAGGAAGGAGAUGACUACGAAGUCAUCCCCAACAGCAAGUUCUAUGUUUCCAGGAGCGCCAACAAAGACAAUUCCUCAGCCUACUAUAUCAACGGCAAAAAAGCCACAUUAAAGGAAAUGGGCACUCUGCUUCGAAGCCAUGGCAUCGACUUGGACCACAACAGAUUUCUCAUCCUGCAGGGUGAGGUGGAGCAAAUUGCUAUGAUGAAACCCAAAGGUCAGACGAACCAUGAAGAGGGAAUGCUGGAGUACCUGGAGGACAUUAUUGGCUCCUGUCGCCUGAAGGAGCCCAUCCUUACUCUCGCCCGCAGAACUGAAAUGCUUAAUGAACAGAGGGGCGAGAAGCUCAACCGAGUCAAGCUCGUGGAGAAGGAGAAGAAUGCUCUCGAGGGAGAAAAGAACAAAGCCGUGGAGUUUCUCACUCUAGAAAAUGACAUCUCCAAACAAAAGAGUUGCCUUUACCAAUAUAACAUUCAUAAUAUGCAGAAGAGUGUGGAAGAUAAAGAACAGAAAAAGCAGAAGAUCUUGGAGGACAAUAAAGAACUUACUGAGAAAACUGCUAAGAUAUCCAAAGAGUUGGAACAAAUGAAUCAAAAGCUUGCACAUGUGGAGAAAAAGCAGAACAAGAUCAAAGUGUACAUGGAGACUCAGAAGGAGAAAUUCACCCAGCUGGACCUGCAGGAUGUUGAAGUGCGUGAGAAGAUCAAACACUCAAAGAGCAAGAAAAUGAAGUUGCAGAAGCAGCUGGAGAAGGAAAAAGAAAAGCUGGAAGAGGUACGCAGCGUACCCGCCAACAGUGAAAAGGCCAUCUCGGAGGCAACCGCUCAAAAGGAAGAGCUGGAGAAGCAGAGGGGUAAAGAAGAGGAGAAACUCAAGGAGGUGAUAGAAAGUCUAAAAGAAGAAACCAGCGGAUUGCAACAGGAAAAAGAGACCAGAGAGAAAGAGCUGAUGGAGCUAAGCAAGGCGGUGAACGAGACCCGCUCUCGUAUGGACCUAGCACAAUCUGAGCUCGAGAUCUAUCUCAGCCGCCAUAACACAGCCGUGACGCAGCUCAACUCUGCCAAACAGACCCUUCAAACCACGUCGGACACGCUGCGGGACCGUCGUGCUGCUAUUAAAGAACUGGAAGUCAACAUACCGCAGAGGGAGAAAGAGCUCAAGAAGGACGAGGAAGAGCUGGAGGGUUUGUUAAGGAUGGAUAAUGAAACCCGUCAGAUUGUGAGGGAAAUGAGGCAGAAAGUGGACGAGGCCAAAAGCUCUCUGUCAUCCAAUCGCAGUCGAGGGAAAGUCCUGGAUGCUCUCAUGCAUCAGAAAAGGAGUGGCAGAAUUUCCGGUAUCCUUGGAAGGCUGGGAGACCUGGGAGCCAUUGACGAGAAGUACGACGUGGCCAUUUCCUCUAGUUGUGGUGCUCUGGAUCACAUCGUGGUUGACACCAUUGACACAGCUCAGAAAUGUGUCACGUUUCUCAAAGAACAAAACAUUGGCGUGGCAACCUUCAUUGGUCUUGACAAGAUGAAGGUGUGGGAGAAGAAUAUGAGACCGAUCCGCACGCCAGAGGACAGUCCACGUCUUUUUGACAUGGUGAGAGUGAAUGAUGCCAACGUUCGUCCCGCCUUUUACUUUGCCCUGAGGGACACACUAGUGGCUCAGGACAUGGAGCAAGCUACGAGGAUGGCUUUCCAGAAAGAUAAGCGAUGGAGAGUGGUUACCCUCAAGGGCCAGAUCAUCGAGAUGGCUGGAACCAUGACUGGAGGAGGAAGAGUGAUGAAGGGCAGGAUGGGCUCCUCUCUGAACACUGAGGUUUCCCAGGUGGAGCUCGACCGUAUGGAGAGCAAGCUGAACGAGAACGUGACAAAGCUGCAGGGCUGCCAGGAGAGGAAGCUGCAUUUAGAAGAAAAUGUCCAGCGUCUCCGCUCCCAGCUCCGAGACAUGAAGAACACGCUGGAGAAAUACGCCAACAGCAUGACCAGUCUGGCAGAACAAGAGAAUCACCUAAAGGUGCAGAUGAAGGAACUAGAGGGCAACGUGUUGGCUGCUGCCCCAGACAAGACCAAGCAGAAGCAGAUGGAGAAGAGCCUGGAGGCCUUCAAGAAAGACUUUGAAGCGGCAUCCUGUAAAGCCGGAAAGGUGGAAAAUGAGGUGAAGAGGCUCCACAACCUGAUCGUGGAAAUAACCAACCACAAACUGAAGGCUCAGCAGGACAAGCUGGACAAGAUCAACAAAUCUCUCGAUGAAUGCACUUCUACCAUCACUAAGGCUAAGGUUGCCGUCAAAACGGCAGAUCGGAACCUGAAAAAGUGCGAGGAGAACUUGGCCCGCGUGCAGGCAGAGCUGGAUGACAUUGAGAAGUCUUUGGUGAAGUUCACGGAGCAGCUAAGGGAACUGGAGGAGGAGGCGGGCCAAAUUAUGAAAUCGUGUCAAGAAGCUGAGGCGGCACGCUCAGAGGUGCAGGAUCAGUACCAGACGGCAGAGAACGAGAUCAAGGUCCUGCAAGAGCAGGAACACGCCCUGCAGGAGGAAUCUCUAAACGUCCGGCUGCAAGUGGAGCAGAUGGAGGCAGCCGUCGCCGAGUGUAAGGGCAAGAUCAGUAACUGGCAGAAGCAGGCUGAGAAGCUCUCGCUGCACACCGUGGAGGGAGCACCGGACGAACAGCUUCCGGUCUUAUCGGCCGAGCAGCUAGAAGAAAUCUCCGACCGAGAAGUCAUUACGAAAAAGAUUAUGAGCUUGGAGACCAAGCGCAGUGAGAUGAAGCCCAACCUCGGGGCCAUUGCGGAGUAUAAGAAGAAGGAAGAGCUCUAUUUGCAGCGUGUUGCCCAGUUGGACGAGAUCACAACCCAACGAGACAACUUCAAACGGGGCUACGAGGACCUCCGCAAACAGCGGCUCAACGAGUUCAUGAGUGGCUUCAAUAUGAUCACUAAUAAGCUGAAGGAGAACUACCAGAUGCUGACGCUGGGAGGCGACGCGGAGCUGGAGCUGGUGGACAGUCUGGACCCCUUCUCUGAGGGCAUCAUGUUCAGCGUGCGUCCUCCAAAGAAAAGUUGGAAAAAGAUCUUUAAUUUGUCAGGAGGGGAGAAGACCCUUAGCUCCCUGGCUCUGGUGUUCGCACUGCAUCACUACAAGCCCACGCCGCUCUACUUCAUGGACGAAAUCGAUGCGGCGCUCGAUUUCAAGAAUGUCUCCAUCGUGGCCUGCUACAUCUACGAGCAAACUAAGAACGCCCAGUUCAUCAUCAUCUCUUUGAGGAACAACAUGUUUGAAAUAGCUGAUCGCCUCAUCGGUAUCUACAAGACUCAUAACACCACCAAGAGCGUCGCGAUCAACCCCAAGACUAUUGUGUUCCGAGAACACCAUGCCGUCACUGCCUAA